AUGUAUAACAAGAUAUACUCUAGGCUUGUCGCCAUCAGCGUCAUGGUGACCUUUGUUCAUGCCCAGUACCCCUUUGAUCUUCCCUAUUUCAUCCCUUGUGAUGGCCCAUGGAACACCGGGCAGGCGUGUCCUGAGGAUUCUCAUUGCUGGAAUAUCAGCUUCGCACCAUGGGCUGGCCCGGACUGGGCACUAUGCCGACCCAACAGUAUGGCGGAAUCGGAUGGAGGAGCCCAGCCCGCCGAACCACCGCCAGCAUCCUUUAUCACGAUCACCGUCGUUGUACCCCUACCUCGAUAG
Molecule: messenger RNA, 297 nt
Organism: Parascedosporium putredinis
Lineage: Eukaryota; Fungi; Ascomycota; Sordariomycetes; Microascales; Microascaceae
Source: the annotation of a GenBank genome assembly